Cheilinus undulatus (humphead wrasse) is the source of this 1298-nucleotide messenger RNA. Its product is annotated as ADP/ATP translocase 3-like. NCBI's taxonomy places the organism in Eukaryota, Metazoa, Chordata, Actinopteri, Labriformes, Labridae. The transcript is spliced from 5 exons. The coding region runs from base 144 to 1040 and encodes 298 amino acids. Gene Ontology annotation, molecular function: ATP:ADP antiporter activity. Gene Ontology annotation, cellular component: mitochondrial inner membrane. Gene Ontology annotation, biological process: mitochondrial ATP transmembrane transport; mitochondrial ADP transmembrane transport. The record is from RefSeq and is a predicted model, not a curated record.
CCCUUUUGCCACACAGACACAGAGUGUGUUGGAAUCACUGCAUGGAGACCUCAGAGACGCCAGUGGUUUGAGUCGGCUAUUUCAACUCCACGGGCAAACCCCACCGACAGAGGCAGUCGGAGGGAGACUGAUAACAUCUGAAGAUGAGUGAACAAGCUAUUUCCUUUGCUAAGGACUUCUUGGCUGGUGGUAUUGCUGCUGCCAUAUCCAAAACAGCUGUAGCCCCCAUUGAGAGAGUCAAGCUUCUACUUCAGGUACAACAUGCCAGCAAACAGAUCACAGUAGACAAGCAGUACAAGGGCAUUGUUGACUGCGUCAUCCGCAUCCCCAAAGAGCAGGGCUUCCUCUCAUUCUGGAGAGGGAAUCUAGCCAACGUCAUCCGAUACUUCCCCACUCAGGCCCUCAACUUUGCUUUCAAGGACAAGUACAAGAAGAUUUUCCUUGACGGCGUGGACAAGCGCACCCAGUUCUGGAGAUACUUUGCAGGUAACCUGGUGUCAGGCGGCGCUGCCGGAGCCACCUCAUUGUGUUUCGUGUACCCCCUUGACUUCGCCAGAACGCGUUUGGCUGCUGAUGUCGGCAAAGCUGGAAAGGAGCGUGAGUUCAAAGGCCUGGGAGACUGCUUGGUGAAGAUCAGCAAGUCUGAUGGCAUCAAGGGUCUGUACCAGGGCUUCAGCGUCUCCGUGCAGGGCAUCAUCAUCUACAGGGCGGCAUAUUUUGGCGUCUAUGACACAGCCAAGGGCAUGCUGCCAGACCCCAAGAACACACACAUUGUUGUCAGCUGGAUGAUUGCACAGACUGUAACCGCCGUCGCUGGCCUCAUGUCUUACCCCUUCGACACUGUCCGGCGUCGCAUGAUGAUGCAGUCUGGACGCAAAGGAGCUGACAUCAUGUACAAGGGGACCCUCGACUGCUGGAGGAAGAUCGCCCAUGACGAGGGCCCCAAGGCCUUCUUCAAAGGGGCGUGGUCCAACGUGCUGAGAGGCAUGGGCGGCGCCUUCGUGCUUGUUUUGUACGACGAAUUGAAGAAAGUCAUCUAAGUUAUUUUCAUAUGUCCACUGUUCAUGUUGUGAAGUUAAACUGUAACAUAUCUUGUACAUUUGAAGGGACUUAUAAAUACUGCACUAUAUGUAUAGGGACCAACAAGUUUUUUUCUACUAAAGUUGUAUUGGGGGAUCUGUUAACCACUCUUCUCUUGGCCCGUGAUUUUUCUUUUUGUUUUGUUUGCCCCUAACCAGAAUGUCAUUCCCUGUCACACAGGAACCUAACAGGAAAAAAUAAACAACCUACUGAGUGAA